CCGCGGAGCCUGCCUGUCCGCCCGCCGCCCUCCCGCGGCCCCGCCGCCCUCCCGCGGCCCCGCGCAGCCCGCCGGCGGGGGAGGCGCUCGCUCGGGCCGGGCUCGGCGCCGCGCACCGGGACGAUGGUGUGCAGGGCGGUGUUCGCGCUCUGCGUCUUCGCGGCAGGACUCAGCACCCGGAGCCCGUGGGCCGCGGCCCCCCCGGCGGCCUCUCUUCCUGCAAGCGGCGCCCCCCCGGCGGCCCUGCGGACCGGCGCCCCGAGCUCCGCCCCGAGCCCCCCGCAGAGCCCUCCUCCGACCUCCCCCCCAGGUCCCCCGAGCUCCCCACCGACCUCCUUCCCGAGCUCCCCACCCAGCUUCUCCCCAAGCUCCCCCCCGAGCCCCCCGACCUCCCCCGUGACCUCCCUCCUGACCUCCCCCCCGCCAGGCCCCGCAGCCUCCCCCUCCGGGGGCGCGCCCCACAGCCCCGCCCUCCCCGGCACGGCCUUGGCCCCGACACCUGCGCCCCCCGAGGACGCUUCCGUGGGGCCCAAGGCGGAGGCGCCGGGCAGCGAGACCUCGCCCCCCGAGGGCAGCCCCGCAGCGCCCACGGCCACGGCGCACAGCCCCGGGCCCCCGCAGAGCCCCCCGCAGGACCCCCCGCACCGCCCUCCCCAGGACCCCCUGCAGGACCCCCCGCACUGCCCUCCCCAGGACCCCCCGCAGGACCCCCCGCACCGCCCUCCCCAGGACCCCCCGCAGGACCCCCCGCAGCGCCCUCCCCAGGAUCCCCCGCAGGACCCCCGCACCACCCCCUACAGGAUCCCCCGCAGGACCGCCUGCACCGCCCUCCCCAGGACCCCCCCCGCGCCCCCCGCCGCCCCCAGCAUCCCGCCCGCCGGAGCCCCCAGCGCCCCGGGGCGCCCCCCCGCCGACCCCACGGCUCGCCCUGCGGCGCCCACCCAGGGCACCUGCCUGACCGCGGCCGCCGAGACCAGCGCGGCCCCCGGGGUCAUCAUGCGGGACGUGGAGCGCGCCCUGAGCUCAGGCAGCAUCGCCGCCGUCACGGUGACAGUCAUCGCUGUGCUGCUGCUGGUGCUCGGAGCUGCCGCCUACCUCAGGAUCAGGCACUCUUCGUAUGGACGGCUCUUGGACGACCAGGACUACGGCUCCUGGGGGAACUACAACAACCCCCUGUACGACGACUCCUAAGAGGGACGUGCCGGGCGGAGGGGCUGCGCUGUUCCUAGGGCUUUUCCCCCGAGACACGUGCAGCCCCGCUUGUCCUGUGCCCCCCACCUGCUGCUGCCACCCCCCCCCCCACAGCAUCAUCGCUCGCUGCGGGCGGAGGCUUCUGUGCUACAGCUCGGCCCACCUGAGGCCCACGGAGCCUCCUACCUGACACCUGCUGCUUGCGCCCACGGAGCCUCCUGACACCUGCCGCCAGGGCCCACGGAGCCUCCUACCUGCCACCUGCUGCCUGGCCCCAUGGAGCCUCCAACCUGACACCUGCCGCCCGGGGCCCAUGGAACCUCCUGGCACCUGCCGCCCGGGCCCACAGAGCCUCCUGCCUGACACCUGGAUGCGCUGCGAGGCCCCAAGGCCGGCACCACCCGCUGAAGGGGCACUUCCUGUUUGUGGCGGUUCUUGGACUUUUUAUUUGGGAAAUGGCAUUAAAUGUUAACAGGGUUAAGGUUGCGAGCCCUGAAGGCUGUCGCCCCACAGGAGAGGAGGCGGGGCGCGCCCGGGGUGGGGGGUGGCCAGGUGUCCCCGAGCUGCGGGACUGUUACCCCGAGGCAGCCCUCGGGGGUGUGGGGAUGAGGAGGGGGAGGC
Molecule: messenger RNA, 1812 nt
Organism: Nyctereutes procyonoides (raccoon dog)
Lineage: Eukaryota; Metazoa; Chordata; Mammalia; Carnivora; Canidae
Gene: PARM1
Product: prostate androgen-regulated mucin-like protein 1
Exons: 5
Coding region: 124-1191 (355 amino acids)
Cellular component (GO): early endosome; plasma membrane; Golgi apparatus
Source: RefSeq, a predicted model, not a curated record